AAACUGCGCUUGUCUGAUUCCGCUGUCAUGCUGCAGCUGUAUGUGUUUGCUGUGAGCUUUAAUAAAAGAAGUUUGGUAGCAGGACGUGGAUUGAACCUCUUUAAUUCAUCAUUAUGAAGCUUCGUGUUCGGAUCCAUCGGCAGACCAGCAGGGUGGACUUGCCGGGAGAAGAACCCAGUGUGACUGACCUCAGAGACCACAUCAAGGAGACGCUCCUGUGCUCACUGCAGAUCAGUGCAGACACAGAGUUCAGUUUGUCUCUGAACGGCUCAGAGCCUCUCACAGACGCCGGACAGACUCUGUCGUCCUGCGGCAUCGUGUCCGGAGAUUUGAUCUGCGUCAUCCUGCCCGAGUCUGCAGCCGCCGACAUCCCAGACUCCUCCAUGGAGAGCGUAUCCUCCUCCACCAACACCACCUCUGCAAACUCUGUCAGCUCGGGAACAAGCAGCACUGAGACCCAGAGACACACGGCAGAGAUGUCUUCCUCCCAGCCCGACGGCAGCAGUAGCGUCUCUGCAGACUGCGAGCAGCUCGCCACGGCGUCCUCCUCCAGCUGGGAGCCGAUGCUCUGCAGCGAGGCCGAGGAGGGUCAGGCUCCUCUCUCACUCGAGCUCCUCUACCAGUCGGCCCAGACCGCCGGGCCCAGCGACGCCGUCAUGGUGGCCGCCAACCAGCUUAUGUUGGAGACCGGGUUUGUUCCUCAGGGCUCUGGGCUGAAAGCUGCUGAGAUGCCUGCAGGUUGGAGGUCAGCUGGUGGAGUUUACAGACUGCAGUAUGUUCACCCUCUGUGUGAGAACAGCGUGGUGUCUGUGCUGGCGUUGUGUAUGGGCCCCGUGCUCGUCAUCAACGCGACUCUGAAGGUGAACGAAACCGUCGACACGAUCCCCAAACUGACCCUGAACCCCCGCAGCUACGUGACUGAUCUGUGCCCAGGAGACGGUGCAGCCGCAGCUUUUAAAGACCUGAAGAAACUGUCCCGGAUAUUUAAAGACCAGCUGGCGUACCAGCUGAUCGCUGCAGCCAGAGCAGCGAUGUCUCUGCCCGUGGCGUUCGGUCUGGCCGCUCUUCCUCCUGAACUCACCCUCAGGAUCCUCCGGCUGCUGGACGUCACCUCUGUGGUCAGACUGUCGUCCGUCUGCAAACACUUGAACAACGCCACAGACGACUCCACGCUGUGGAGACACCUGUACCGCAGAGACUUCACAGAUUCAGAUCCAAGCAGACCCAGAGACUCGGACUGGAAGCAGAUCUACAAACGCUCCCACAAACAUCGCUCUGAACUCCGUCGUCUGUCUCACCCCCGAUCCCUCCCUCCUCUCCCCUGGAACCCGCCGGACAUCUUCCCACCCUUCCCACCCUUCCCCCUCCCGCUCGCCCCUCCUCUGCCCGGCAUCAUCGGGGGUGCUUACGACCAGAGACCCGAGGAGCUCCCCCGCGGCCUCCUGCCCCGGCCUCGCUUCGACCCCAUCAGCGCGCUCCGAAAUCCGGAGAGGCGACCUCAGGGCGACCCCCGGAGAUAUCGUCCGCUGGGGGGGCGACCUGCAGACGUGCGGCGAGGUUUCAUCUGAGUCUUCUUCUGCAGAAAUAAAACACAGAGCUGAGUCAGACGUGUGUUUGUUCAUAAGAGAGAGAGAGGAAACACAAACUGAUUUAUAUUAAAACGAUACAAUCUGAUAUUUUCAUGAUCCAUAAAAUCUAAAAACACAAAACCUUUGAAAUAACUACAUCGGAUUCUUCACACGACACCACAGAAGAAGAAUGAAUGCAGCCAAACAUCUGCAUGAAACAUCUUUCUGCAGUUCAGACACUCAGAGAAGCAGAAACAUUUAUUAACUUCAUCACGUUUGUCUCAUAUCUGCAGCCGGGUCUGUACAGAUGACCUCUGACCUCUAAAUUCUAAUUUGAGUUUUUAUUUAAUUAAAAAGCCGACAUUCAGCACAGCACACCUGAGGCUCGCUCACCUGAGGCUCGCUCACCUGGGGCGUCUUCACAGGUUCAUCUGUCCGGUGUUUAAUCCUGUCUGAGACUCUGAACUGUAUGGAAGCCCAUUUGGGACAAAAGAGGAAAUAUAAAUAGAAAAGUAUUUAACGUUUGAGGGUAAGAAAAAGGCACUUUGGCACCUUUAUGUUUUUGUAUUAACUAUUUUUAAAUCAUGAUUAAACCCUCAAACUUAACGCACACGUCUGUGUUAAGACGAGAGAGACACCCGUUGUGAAAAUCAGGGUCGAUACCGAUGUUUGAGUCAUGGCUUCUUUUGGUGUCAGACUUCACAGCUGACAUUUUCAGAGUUUGUUCAACAGGUGACGUCAUCUGCCCAAUAAAAAACAUUCUUCUCUAA
This is a messenger RNA of Labrus bergylta (ballan wrasse), 2338 nucleotides long. It is a transcript of the gene fbxo7, whose product is annotated as F-box protein 7. Gene Ontology annotation, molecular function: protein kinase binding. The record is from RefSeq and is a predicted model, not a curated record. NCBI's taxonomy places the organism in Eukaryota, Metazoa, Chordata, Actinopteri, Labriformes, Labridae. Gene Ontology annotation, biological process: positive regulation of autophagy of mitochondrion.